Molecule: messenger RNA, 1005 nt
Organism: Caenorhabditis remanei
Lineage: Eukaryota; Metazoa; Nematoda; Chromadorea; Rhabditida; Rhabditidae
Exons: 8
Coding region: 1-1005 (334 amino acids)
Biological process (GO): DNA repair; DNA-templated DNA replication
Cellular component (GO): nucleus; DNA replication factor C complex
Molecular function (GO): ATP binding; ATP hydrolysis activity; DNA clamp loader activity
Source: RefSeq, a predicted model, not a curated record
AUGGCCGAGCAAAUAGAAGUCGAUAACAAAAAAAGCAAAGUACUCACAUGGACUGAAAAAUACAGACCAAAGACGCUUGACGAUAUCGCUCAUCAGGAUGAAGUAGUCACAAUGCUGAAAGGAGCUCUUCAAGGAAAAGACUUGCCACACCUUUUGUUUUACGGACCACCGGGAACUGGUAAAACGUCAACUGCGCUGGCCUUCUGUCGUCAACUUUUCCCAAGAAACAUCUUCCAGGACCGCGUGCUCGACUUGAACGCUUCGGAUGAACGUGGAAUUUCGGUUGUUCGACAGAAAAUUCAAUCAUUCUCUAAAACAUCGCUGAGUACAAAUUGCAAAGAAGACGUUCUGAAACUGAAGAUUAUCAUUCUUGACGAAGUCGACGCUAUGACACGAGAAGCACAAGCAGCAAUGCGCAGAGUUAUUGAAGAUUUCUCUAAAACUACGCGAUUCAUUCUAAUUUGUAAUUAUGUUUCUCGUCUCAUCCCUCCCGUUGUUAGUCGUUGUGCAAAGUUCAGAUUCAAGUCACUACCAUCAGAAGUUCAAGUGCAGAGAUUGCGAACAAUUUGUGAUGCUGAAGAAACUCCAAUGAGCAACGAUGAGCUCAUGCAAGUGAUGGAGUAUGCGGAAGGUGAUUUGAGAAGAGCUGUCUGCACAUUGCAAUCAUUGGCGCCAAUUCUGAGAAGUGGAGAUGAAAAUGCACGAAACUGCUACCUCCGUGGAUCGUCCGAUUCUGCUUUGAUUUCCAAUCUAUGUAAAUCAGUUCGAGUCUCUAAUGUGCCUCAAAUUAUCUCGUUGACUAAAAGUAUCACGAAAUCGUGUACUGGGGUCGCAUUCAUGCGUCAUUGCUUCCAGCAAAUGCUCCAAGAAAACAUUAUCAACGAUGAAAAUAUUGCAGUGAUGGGAAAACUAGUUGCAACAUGCGAAAAGCGAAUUCUUGAUGGGUGUGAUCUGGAGAACAAUCUUCUCAACUUCUUGCUUACUCUCCGUGAGACAAUUCAGUGA